Messenger RNA from Sorghum bicolor (sorghum), 402 nucleotides. RefSeq names its product heavy metal-associated isoprenylated plant protein 47. Gene Ontology annotation, molecular function: metal ion binding. The coding region runs from base 1 to 402 and encodes 133 amino acids. NCBI's taxonomy places the organism in Eukaryota, Viridiplantae, Streptophyta, Magnoliopsida, Poales, Poaceae. The transcript has 3 exons. The record is from RefSeq and is a predicted model, not a curated record.
AUGAAGCAAAAGACGGUGAUCAAGGUGAGCAUGCCGUGCGAUAGGAGCCGGUCCAAAGCCCUGACGCUGGCCGCCCGAGCAGACGGGGUAAUCUCCGUGGAGAUCACCGGCGGCGACAAGGACAAGCUGGAGGUGGUCGGCGACGGCGUCGACACGGUCUGCUUGGUCAGCUGCCUGCGCAGGAAGCUCGGCCACGCCGACAUCCUGCAGGUGGAGGAAGUGAAGCCCGAUGACCCGACGAACAAGGAGUCGCCGGACGGGCCGACGCCGCCGCCCGAGCCAGUACCGCCGCCGCCGCAUCCAGACUACACCUACACGGAUUGCUGCUGCUGCUGCCACCACCACCACCCGCCACCGCCAAUGGUCAUCUGCGAGGAACCAAGCAAUUGCGCCGUCAUGUAA